GUGUGCGGUGAGUAUGGGCAUAAUGCCCAUUCCUGCCCAAAGUUGGCCCUGAAGCUCUACGCUCUUGUGAAGUGCAGCCACGCGGUGAAGGACAUCCGCUCUUUUGUGGAGGAUGCGGACAACGCGGGCGGGGUCAAGGUCACUGGCCUGCCAGGGGUGCACGGCAACGGGAAGAAGCGGAAGAGGUACAAGGGCCACUGCAGCCGGGCGCCUGCGAAGAGGUCCUGCCAAAGGGGGACUGGCCUGGGCGGGGGAAAGGCGCGGGAAAGGUGCAGGAAGCAGCGCUCCGCGGCACGCCUGAAGCGGAAACGCAAGCAGGUACAAACCCUGAAGGACCAGCGGAACUACAAGAGGAGGGUCAGGAAGCAGGAGGCCUUUGUCAUCGAUGACAAAGACGAGCUUGGUACUCUCGACUGUGCGAACCUCAGGCGGGAGAAGACGGCGUUCUCCAGGCUCUGCACCUUGGGGUGGGCGUACAGGCCUUCCUCUUGCCCAGCUUGCAAGCAGAAGGGCCUGCGCAUGGAGUUCUGCAAGGACAAGUUUUCUCCCUUGCGUUUCAAAUGCGACAGGAACAGCUGCAAGAGGCGGUGGUCACCGCUGCGCUUCACUUUCCUGCGGCAGGUGACCAUGCGGGGUGUGGGCUUGCAACAGGUCGUGGCCAUCUUGGAGGCGUACUAUGGGGUGCAUAGUGAGACUCCUGGCAAACCGCCCUCUGUGCAGAUGGUCUCCAAGAUCUUGGGCUACAAGUGGAUUGGAGGGGGCAAGCUCGUCCGCAAGGUCGUGCACGACAUCGGCCAUGCGGAGGCCAGCUACGGCAAGCACCUGCAGUCUGAGCGGAAGCUGUCUGGCAUCGUCGAGGUGGAUGCUACGUGCAUUAGCUCGUUCUGCUGGAAGGACUCCAGGUACCACUACCAGCUCUUCGUCGCCGUCCAGCGGCAGCGCCAGGAUGGGCAUGGCUUGCAGGCUUGCAUCUACCAGAUGGCCCUAGGCAAGACCAAGCAGGCGUCUGCGCCCCCAGUGGAGGAUCGGGUCAAGGCUUGCGGCGGUUUCGAGUGCAUUGACACGAAGCAGACGGACUGCAUGGUGUCAGAUGGUGCGCGGCUGUACCCAACGGUUGCGAAUUCCCUGCGGGUGCCCCAUUACCAUGUCGCUCAUGGCAAGGGCGUUUGGGUGCGGGAGGUGCGCAGGGGCAGGAAGCCGAACCUCAGCGUCCAUUCGGGGACCAUCGACAACUUCUGGACGCAGCUCAAGAACGCCAUGCCUUCCCUGAGAGUUACCACAAACCCGAAGACGCAGGAUGUCAACCCAGAGGAGAUGCGCUACGCCCACUAG
Messenger RNA from Prorocentrum cordatum, 1332 nucleotides. The record is from the annotation of a GenBank genome assembly. NCBI's taxonomy places the organism in Eukaryota, Dinophyceae, Prorocentrales, Prorocentraceae.